AAGGGCAAGCACACAAGCUGUAAGCAAGAAGAGGCGGGAGCGGCUUCGCAGGAGCUCGAUCUCUUGUGCGAACACUAGAAGGAGCUAGGAAGCCAUGGCAAAGCAUCAUCCUGAUCUGAUCAUGUGCCGGAAACAACCGGGCAUAGCGAUCGGCCGGCUGUGCGAGAAGGAUGACGGCAAGUGCGUCGUUUGCGACUCUUAUGUUCGUCCUUGCACGCUCGUGCGAAUCUGCGACGAGUGCAACUAUGGUUCGUUCCAGGGCCGUUGUGUCAUCUGCGGCGGCGUCGGCAUAUCGGACGCGUAUUAUUGCAAGGAAUGCACGCAGCAGGAGAAGGACCGCGACGGGUGCCCGAAGAUUGUCAACCUGGGCAGUGCCAAGACUGAUCUGUUCUAUGAGAGGAAGAAAUAUGGAUUCAAGAAAAGGUGAUAUUUUUCAUGUAUUUAGUCGAGUCACUUGAACACUGUUGCUUUAUAUAGAAUGAUGGGUGACAUCUGACAUUUGAACAUUUGUUAUGUGGUUUUUUAACAUUUAAUGGAAGCGUAGGUCAAAAAAUAUUAA
Phalaenopsis equestris is the source of this 559-nucleotide messenger RNA. RefSeq names its product PHD finger-like domain-containing protein 5B. The record is from RefSeq and is a predicted model, not a curated record. Gene Ontology annotation, biological process: mRNA splicing, via spliceosome. Gene Ontology annotation, cellular component: U12-type spliceosomal complex; catalytic step 2 spliceosome; U2 snRNP. NCBI's taxonomy places the organism in Eukaryota, Viridiplantae, Streptophyta, Magnoliopsida, Asparagales, Orchidaceae.